This is a messenger RNA of Scylla paramamosain (green mud crab), 13484 nucleotides long. RefSeq lists its product as uncharacterized. The record is from RefSeq and is a predicted model, not a curated record. Gene Ontology annotation, biological process: regulation of transcription by RNA polymerase II. Gene Ontology annotation, molecular function: DNA binding. The transcript has 6 exons. Lineage: Eukaryota; Metazoa; Arthropoda; Malacostraca; Decapoda; Portunidae. The coding region runs from base 1 to 2982 and encodes 993 amino acids. Gene Ontology annotation, cellular component: nucleus.
AUGAGGGCAGAUGUGGAGGCGGGGGAGCUGCUGUGGUGUGAGGGAGGCUACAGGAUGUGUAGUGUGCCGGGCUCAUGCAGGUGUGUCUCAACAGGUUUGGAACGCGUGCUGGAAGAGCUGAUGGGAGAGUCCGCAUUUCUUAAAGUGCGUUCCGACUUGUACCCGAGUCCUGGGGGGGAGAGCAGCCCCCGUCCCACCCCUGACACCGCCCUGCCACAAGACUGGGACCCUGCCGCCCCCUGCUUCGUCUGCCUGGGUACCAGUCAUGCCUCCACACAGGCCGAGUGGUCCCCGCGAGAGGGCGCCACGCCUAGCACCAGUUUAGCGGACUCGCCGGGGGACUCCGCUUUCUCGCCGCCGCCGCCCACCACUCACCCGCAGCAGCCCGAGGAAGCUGCCGAGGCCACGCUUGACCUAUCCACGCCACGCCAAUCCUCCACACCCACGUCCACCUCGGGGGGCUGCGUGCCGCCGCUGCCAGCCUGUCCCGAGGGGAGGAGCGUGGCGGUGGGGCCCGUGGCGGGCCUCACCUCGGAGUUGGGCCCGCGCCUGCCCAUCGGCCUGUACACCGCCAACCUGCCGCCACACCUGCUGCCAUGGAUCCUCUCCUCACACCUGCACCACCUGGCCAGGGUGCACCAGGCUCCCGAGGACAUAUGUGAAGACAGAGACCAGCAGCCCCUGGACCUGAGUGCCAAGUCCCACGUGGAGAGUGUCAAGAGGGAGGUUGGAGUCUCGUCCAGCACCCCGCCCCCCUCCAACUCACUCUUCCCCUCCUACGAGAGAGUCGUGCACCACACCGUCACCCUUGAUACCAAAAUUAAUUCUACUAGGGGUCGGCGGCGAGGUGACCUAAGCAAACGGUCGUACACGGAGGAGGAACUGCAGGCGGCGCUAAGGGACAUUCAGAGUGGCAAGCUGGGCACGCGGAGAGCAGCUGUCAUCUAUGGCAUCCCACGCUCCACGCUCCGCAAUAAGGUGUACAAACUCGCCAUGGAACGGGACAGAAACAAGAAGCUGGUGGAGCAGAGUAGUGACGCCAUGCAGACCGACGCUCCAAACUUCUCGCAGCGCUACAACGGGCGCAGCGCGGCAGGCGGCGGAGGCGGCGUUUCUGACGAGGAGGCGAAGGCGUCUCCGGAGAGUAUCAAAAGUUUGCUGCAGAGCAAGAUGGUGGAGAAGCUGGAGGAGAUCACCCGUAAGAGUGGCGGCGUGAGUGACUCGCGGCCGGCAGUGGAAGCGGCACUGAAGCACCUCCUGGACAACAUUCCCAAGCUGGCCCUCAACAAGGACAACGUGCAGGCGUCCACCGAGGUGCUCAACAGCAUCUCUUUCAUCCCGCAGUUGAAUGACUUUGUCAAGAAAAUAGCAGAAGACCGAUACAACGAAGAACUACAAAGAAGUAAAUUGAGAUUAAAUGGAUCAGUUGAAAUCCACGCCAUCAACGGUCUUAAGAAUGACCAAUGUGACCUUAGCGUACCGUCCUAUUCUCCAUCCUGCAACGGCCUCCUCAAGGCUGAGUCUGACACCACCGCCUCAGACUCCAACCACUCUAGUCAGCCUCUCAUUUCCUCUCUAUCCAGUCCUAAUCUCAAAGAAAUGAUCGCGCAGAUGAUUGGCCAGAAACUGGGUUGCGAGGUGCCCACUGGUAAGGACACACCGGCAGCCAGCAACUCCCAACUGCUUCCGCCCACGUCCUCUGCCAGAGACCUGCAGGGCAAGACUGGCGCCGACAAGCAGGACCAGGUGAAGAAGACACAAGUAUCGUCCACCACAACAGGAGGCAAAGGCUCGCGGCCCAAGCGAGGAAAGUAUCGCAAUUACGAUCGUGACAACCUGCUGAAGGCGGUGCAGGCGGUGCAGAGUGGCGAGAUGAGCGUACACAGAGCAGGCAGCUUCUACGGCGUCCCGCACUCCACGCUGGAGUACAAGGUGAAGGAGAGACACCUGAGCCGUGGCAAGAACAAGAAGGAAAAUUCCUCCCCAUCCGCCUCCGCCUCCGCCUCCGCCUCCACCUGCUCUCCGGCGGUAGACCGAGGCAGGAGAGACGCUGGCAGGUCAAUUAGAACACCGGCAGACACCACUGCGAGCCACCCGGAGGUGGCCAGAACCCCUGGGGACAACACCACCACCCAGGCAGACACCACAUCCACCAUUGAUCUCACGGGCGACGACAACUCCCAGGGCGGCGAGGGCUCGGGAAUCUUGCCCGCGGUGAAGAAAGCUCGCAUGGAAAAUGAAGCCUCGCCUUACUCCACCUUCCCUCCUCUCUCCUCAACAUCCUUGUCUUCUCCGCCUGUCUCCGCCACGUCCCUCUCCUCCACGCCCCUGCUGACCAGCCCCUUCAUCUGGAAUGGCGCGCCCCUGGUGCCUCCCUUCCUCUCCAGAUACCAGCAGGAUCCCUUCUACGCUUCCCAAAUGAUCCGCAGGUUCCAGGAGGCUGCCGUCAAGAGCCACACCUCCAACCCAGGCAGUUUGGAGCGUGAGCCUUCCCCUGUCAACUCCCACGACGCCCCUGCCACCCAGCCUUACCAGGGCAGCGUGCUGGACGCCCUUCUGAGGGGCAAAGCCGCCGUCACCCGCACGCCCACCACCACCAACACCACCACCGCUGCCCGGCCUGCCAUCAUCACCACCAGCAGCACCAGCACCAGCACCAGCACCAGCCCGCUCCCCAGUGCUGAGACCUGGCAGGUGUCCUCUAGUCUGUUGAGUCUGACCAAGGGCCUGGUGAUGGAGCAGCAGCAGGGAGAGGACGCCGGGGUGCCGCCUCUUGCACAAACCUCAGGAGUGAUGGCCUUCAAUCCCCUGUACUCCCUGCCCACCCUCGCCUCCCGCACCUCCCUGGCCUCCGCCCUGCAGAAGCGCGCCUCGCCCAGCGACACCCUGAGGGACUCAUCCAGCCCUGAGGUAGACAUUGUGCCAUUGCCUCUCGUUAAAGAGGGGCGGCAUCCCACGCCCGUGGCAGCCGAUCAGCCCUGAGGAGUGAGCGUCACCAGUCAUGCCUCCUCUCACUCCUUCGCUUUCCCCCACAAGGGGAUUGUUUAAGCUUUUGACUGGAAACAAGAUUCCUGCCACUCUCCCUCCCUCCAAUCCGCCAUCUUCAGUCUGGUUCUUUCUGCCUCGGAGAACAUUUCAGUGGUUGUUUUUUUCAGCCAUGAACGACAGACUCCAUCCUCAUAUUUAUAGCGAAUACUUACAUUCCUAUAAUUUUAUCUUGAUUCCAUAGAGUAAUGUACCUUAAUAUUGUAAUUCACUUGAGGAUAAUAUAUUUCAUUGUAUUUACUUGUGUAAAAGAAAAACCAUGAGCAUUGUUUAUGGAUCAGUUUUACAUAGGAAAUUCCAAGUGUUGUGCAAAGUGUGUCACCGUACAAGACCCGAGUGUUGGUCAGCGUGUCCUUACAAACCAAACCAAGCCAAACCAAACUAAGCCAAACCAAACCAUGCCAAGCGUUCUCUGCCAGUGUCCAGUGUAGCAGCGGCGGUGCUGUAAUGAUAUUGAAGAUGGUGAUGACGGCCACAGUUCGGUGAUGCUGAGACCAAACAAAGAUGGCAGUGUUCAUUGGCAAUGAGGAAGAAGUGAAGCAAGUCGUCAAGUCAAGUCAGUGUCAAGACCCUGGCGUCCAGGGCACCAUGCCGCUCCAGUUCACGUCCCGGCACCGGUGCGCGUCGCCAACUGGCCGCCACCCCCACAAUAUAUAAAUAUAUAUAUAUAUAUAUAUAUAUAUAUAUAUAUAUAUAUAUAUAUAUAUAUAUAUAUAUAUAUAUAUAUAUAUAUAUAUAUAUAUAUAUAUAUAUAUAUAUAUAUAUAUAUAUAUACCUAUCAUUAAAAACAAUACUUCUCAAGACGUUACGAUUCCAGAGGCGUAGUGGUGGUUGAUGAUGAUAAUGAUUAUGAUUACGAUGAGAGAGAGAGAGAGAGAGAGAGAGAGAGAGAGAGAGAGAGAGAGAGAGAGAGAGAGAGAGUACUGGACACCCCAAGAAUGCCUCAUACGGUUGUAUCGACAAUCAUUCCACGCCGCGGCACACAGGGUCGCCUGCCUUUGGGCGGACAUCGCCGCGGCAGUCUCCCUCCAGGUGCCCGCGAGGCUCCUGGGGCCUGGACCCGCCUAAACCGUGUAUCAUUUCACCUGCCGUGAAUGGCAAGACAUCAUUACAAUGAGUCCAGCCUUGGAGUGAUGCAGUGGUGCACCACGUGUGUUACCCUCGCGUCUGAUAUCUGAGUACAGCAGGGUGUGUGCCGCCCUUGUAAUGUCUCAUGCUCCGACAACUCUGGAAUUGUACGAGUAUCUUGCCUUUGGCCAGGGAUUGGCGUCAUUAAAAGGCUCAUAUUGUAAACCAUAAAAACGCUUCAGAAUCCAGGUUUGUCUUCUGAUGUUGCUCUUCAGUGUAGCCUACUGACCCCGUCCAUGUAGAGAUAUUGACUAGCAUAAGAGUAUUAUAUUUUGUCAAUGUAGUUGCCGUCACUCAAACCUCUACUACGUGCAGCGUGUGGAGGUCUUCUGUCACGUAGGCAUUGAUAUCUGCGCUAGACGUAGACAGCCAACAAUGAUGAAGUGUGCUUGUACUAGACACCACCGUGUCAGUACACGCCUUCCUACACGCCUCCUCCAGAGGGCUCCUCAGGCACGCCUGUAGCAGGGCACCGCCACCCGCACAGCCUCUGGAGGCAUGUUACCAGACCAUCACAGUGAGAGGCAAGGCUUGGUGCCCAGGGCCACUAGAGCAGCAGUGUUGCAGUGUUCACGUCCAGGGUGUAGCUUAGGGGUUAGUGAGGCAAGGCUAGGGGCCGGAAGGCCUCAGGCUCACCACAGUGCUCACCAACCAGUGAUACGCGCGUCCUCGUCCUCUCACUUGUGUAGACCUCCCCUCCAGUAUCCGGUACACUUCCUCACCUCGCCCCGUCAUUUUGUGGUGGCGGGGCCUGCCCCACCAAAGAUCUGUUGCUAUCGUCUCUACUGAACAACCUCGUGCCCUUUUCCCUCUCCCCUCCCUGCGUCAGACGUCAGGCAUCUGUCAUCCAGCACCAGUCGUCUGGUGUCAGGUGUCAGGCGUCAGGCGCCAGGCGCACACUCUACCCCAACAAAAGUGCCCCAGAUCUCCAGAUCUCCCUAUUUUGAUAUUGGAUCUAUUUUCAACUUCAUGAAAUGUGAUGUUUGAAAGUAUUUUACAGUAUUUCAAUUUAUUACGGAACGAUAAUCGUAAUAAGGUACAAUUAGCGUUACUUUUUAGAGGCUGUUAGACUAAGCUGCUACAACUUGAUGUCUCGCAUAUAUAUAUAUAUAUAUAUAUAUAUAUAUAUAUAUAUAUAUAUAUAUAUAUAUAUAUAUAUAUAUAUAUAUAUAUAUAUAUAUAUAUAUAUACGUAUGUGUGUGUGUGUGUAGGUUGCCAUGUACAGCAGUGUGAUGAGAGGGAGUCAGCAGCGUCAGCUUGUGAUGAUGUAGUGAUGCGAUGAGCUCGCCUCUCCUGUGCAGUCUCGUGUAUCGUGUCUGAACAAAAGGAUGAGGAUCAAACCCAGAGACGCAGGUCCAUCAGUGAGUGUUUGGGGUGACUCUGCCGGACGUGAAUCAGUGUCCCGCGCGGGCCGCCUUCCUCCUGUAGGGUACUAGACUGUAACUUUGCUCUUGCCGAGGCCACGUGUCUUUUUGUAAGACAAUCUGACAAGGAAUUCAACAGGGUACAAUGAAUUUAUCCAUAAGUGCAAUUAUUAUUACGGGAGUAGAAUGUUUGGUUGGGCGGCUUAGAUCACGACCAUUUGUGACGCGUGGCUCGUCACUUGGCGCUUAAUUAAGGAUUCCACAGUUCAAGAGUUUAGGUGAAGCAGUCGCAGUGUUCUCCGGCAGUAGCCGCCCCGUUACCGCCCGCCGGGAAGCUCGACUUGUGCGUGUUCCUCAACGUGAGGCGUGAGGCAGCCGUCACGCUCUUCACCACCACCUCCUCCAUCCAACAAAUCUACAUAGCUUCUUGUUACCAGUCAUCAUGUAGCUUUUGACUCAACGUGCCCAAUGAGCGAGUCGCGAGUUGCGAUACACGCGGUUCGAAUGCGGCUCCGAAACCCGAGCCUGAUACCACCAGACGCCGACCGGCCUCCUCCUGGUGCGGGUGUGCUGAGGGGCGGCGGUGACGGACGCAGGACGGCUGCCUGCACCACUGACGCCCUGCUGCAGUGUGUAUGUAUGUGUGUGUGUGUGUGUGUCCCACGCAGGUGUGCAGGCCAGACAAGUGAGACGCGCUGCCACGACCUGCACUGUUGCAUAGGCCUGCUUGCACAGCUCUCUCUCUCUCUCUCUCUCUCUCUCUCUCUCUCUCUCUCUCUCUCUCUCUCUCUCUCUCUCUCUCUCUUUCUCUCUCAUUUUUGUAAGUGAUAUUGAUCAUUUAUAAAAUUCCUGGCCAAUUUUGAAAGGAAUCAAAAUCCUGAGUUCAUAACAUCUCAAAUAUCUGGGUAUUUUAUGGAACGCAGAGAGUUGUAUUUUUACAAGACUAGUAUUUUGCAAGACACUCCACGAUCUAUUGUCAGUCUAUAAAACAACGAAAGAGCGACUAGUCUGUUUAUGAUACAUGUGAGGCUGCUCCUUUCCCACUCCUCCACACACUCACUCUCAACAGUACAUCGUUAAAUUGUUACUUGUUUACCUUUCACGAUUCUUCACCCAGCCCGCAGCCAAACCAGUGUUAUGAGAAAAUAAGUCGCUGCUUGUGUUACUUUGCAAUUGGCAGAUAACAAUCAUGGCUAAUGUAAACCAACCACAAUAGUUCUAAACUGAUUAUUCGUUUACCUUCUUCGCUUACACACACACACACACACACACACACACACACAGCAUUAUCAGCCGAUACUUGCAAUUUUAUUGUCUUGCAUAUUAGCCGAAUAGAUUAUCGAUAAUUUUGCAAAAUAUGAGUGUUUCAUGUUUUACAGAGUAACUAGGCAUAUGAGGUAACUUUGGUAAGUUACCGAAAUUUUGGUUUCUUUCAAAACUGGCAAGGAACUUUGCAAAUGACGCUUCUCAAAAAAAAAAAAAAAAAAAGUUACGUAUCCCAGACAGACGGUGAUGAAAGGGGCGAGUGAGGAGACACGUGGAAAAUAAAACCUAGUCUCGGUAGUGAGGCCAAAGAUACUGAGCUGCGCCUCAUCCCGGGUACAAAACGAGAGUGUACAUAAACAAGUGUUGGUCGUUCAGCAAACCGUGGUGCACGUUUGGUUCUUUUCUUGGUGUAAGACACCGUAUAAUGUAACCUUCGAUUCGGUGCCACACCCAGCCAGUUUUUUCAUCCAAUCAAAAUGCGUUACCUUCAUUCUGAACGAGCACCAGUAGCACCUUGUUUCAUGAUGAAGUUCACUGUCUGCCUGUGUGUCACGCCCGCCGCGGCCUCCGGUGAGCCUCCCGUCCCCGCUGUACAGUUAAUGUUAUGUUCACUAUUGUCUGACGUGUGUGAGAGGAAGACGUGGCUACAACUUCACUGUAUACGUAUAGAUAUAUUUCAUAGUCAGGAGACCAAGGAACGAGUCAAAUUAGCGUUGAUGGGCGGGUACUCUGCGCCCAGCACGUCUCUAAGGUCACCUGUCACCUGUCCUGCUCAACAUUCUCACCCACAUGUUGGCGCGGCUCUGCUGCCCCGCCAAGGAGUCAGUGUGAGUACAAAGUGCCACGUGUAGUGAUAACAGGCACUGCUGCUCAGUAAUGACAUACGGGAGGGACUCUUUUGUAAACUAAUCUUCUGUGAGGGUUGGACGACUUGCCUGCCGCAUUCCGCGGCAGCCAGGCCCCUCUCCCCUCCUACCCCUUGUACUAGCCGUCUCGCAGCAACAGCCCCCUCCUCCCUGUCCGUUGUUUGAUAGCGCAUGGCGAUGCUGCCGCCACUCACUGUUAUAUUGUUAAUUCACUAAGUCCCAAAACAUGGUGUAAAAUACUAGGUGUUUCAUAUAUAUGAAUUGGUGUAGCUGUACAGUGACUCUGUUUAUUGAUAUUGUGCGGGACGUUUUCCUCCGGCUCGCUCGUCAUGCUUUGGUCUUAAUUAUCAUCAGAUUGUUUGUUUAUGUGACUUUUGAGUGUCCAAGUGUUGCUUUCAGGAGUUGCUAAGUGGUGGUCCUUGUGGCGCCUUCAGCUGGUGACCAGUGGAGCAGUGGAGGCCAAGCAGAAUUGUGGUGCCCACUUGGCGAGGCGAGUGGUGUGGAGUGGUGGGAUGUGGUGCGGUGCGGUGUGCUGCAGGGGAUGGGCAUGGUGUGGUGGGUGUGCUGCAGGUGAAAGGGAUUUAGUGUGGUGGUUAUGGUGUGGUGUGGUGUGGUGGGCGUGGUGGUCUAGGUGUCGUAUGCUUUCUUGAACCUCUUUGACUACAUGUAUUUAGCAUCUUGAUAUUUCUGUACUUGAGGAUACUGUUUAUUUGUGAGGAUGGAAUAGCAGCAGCAGCAACAGCAGCAGCAGACAAGCCUCAGACUAUUAGCGCUGUCUUCCAGAUAGUCAGAGUCGCGGCGGCUCAAGUCUGUAGUCAAGGAACGAAUUUCUAACCAGCGUAACAAAUGAUAACAGAAAACGAGAAUAUUGUGAUGUAGUGAAUCUUCCAGUGAGCUGGCUUGCCAAACCGGUAACUUUAAUUGGCUCAGUAUUAUUGGCACACUUAACUAGCGUCAUUCACGGAACUGGCACGCCUCUUGGCUUGGUGCUCUGGGACGCGCCUCAUUCUGGUGGCAGAAGAGGUGAUGACGAGCAUGUGUCAGUCACACACGAGCAACACCACCAGCCUAGUGAACGUGCGAGUGUCAGUGACGGGUGCUCGAAGUGUGUUUCGAAACGCUUAUGAACGAAUCUUCCAGUCAUAGGAAUUAGUACAAGGCGUGCAGGCGACAGAAGUGUACAAAGAUACACACACACAUACAAGUCCUGUGAAGUGUAAGCGUAGCACAGCCUCAGUAUCUCCGCCACAUACUGGGACGCGCACCUCCACUUGCCAGUGUCCAUCGUCCACAAGGGUACAGUGUGAUCUCACCCCUUCCAUCUCCACCAAAUCUCUCACAGGUUCGCGUUGACCUUACCACCUUCUCCAAGUGUUCAUACAGGUACAGUUUGCCUUGAUUGCUUUCUGUAGGUCAUUCAAGUAAACCGCCGCGUGUGGAGCCUGUGAUGUAAAUACCCACCCAGCACGCACCACCCUCACGCCACCAGUGAGGGGACCGCCGCGUGUUGGCAGUGAUCUCGUCUCACGCUUAUCCAGGCUGCCUUGUCCUCGCUGCCCACCUAAAUGGUGAAGUAACAUAACGUACAGGGUGAGAGAAGAAUAGCGUCCAGCCCCGCGUAGUACAGUGGCAUGUGGUAAGAGGUAAUGGAAGUGUGUACCCAGGCGUGGUGUGUGGGCUCAGUAUUAUGGUGGACAGUGUAGCAAACUCCUCUUCAGCCAUACUGUGUUAGAUAAAAACGCAGAGGGUCGUAAGUGGAGGCGAAGAGUCACAAAGGCCCAACCACACGUGCGGCGUCGCUGCGUGGUGUGUGAGUGACGAGCGAGCGCCGGUGUGCGACUCGUGGUAUUGUGCCAAAUUACUUGUUAGUGUAAGACAAUGUACAGUAGUGUCCGUGGCUGCCAAUGAUGACUUGCGGUGAUAUAUUGUAACGAUCUGUGUUCCUCUGGGGUUCGGAGUCACCAGUACUUAGUUGGGACAGGUGUGCGGGCGGGGAUCGUGUCCAAGUGAUUAUAUUUUGCUUUUGGUCACAUGUUUGGCGAUUCAUUAUAUAUCGUAACACUUCUGUCUCUCCCUUGAUUCCUGUAAUAGCAUUCGCUUUACGAUGUGUGGAAUGUAUUUAUCACUUCAUGUGUAAGAGAAACAGCGCAGUGCAGCAGUGGUGGAGUGACGGAUCAAGACGCGUCUUUCUGAAGUGAAGAGUGAUAACUUACUCAUUGCACCCAGUUGUUCUUAGUUACAAAAAUAAAUAAAUUAAAUUAAAAAAAAUAGAUUCAACGAGCUAGAUCUGAACUAAUGGCAUUGUAAUAACUGUAGACCGUGCGUGUGUGUGUGUAUAGAAAUGGGUUCCUUACAAUGCUGUUUUCAAGCCAUUUCCAUUUUCUGACAUAAUUUAAGAGUGACUUCAGGCGUGCUUGGCGUGGUGUGACUGCGAUAGUGGUGGUGUGGUGCGGUGUGGUGAUGAGCUGGAGCGCUUUCAUGGAGACCCGUGGAUGGUGGGUGGCGGUGUGUGUCAAGGCGUGGCUGAGAAGUUUGUAUGUAUGUCUUGAUAUUUUCUUUCAUAAAUUAAUGUCGCGACACUUGUGGGGCCUGUGGGGCUGUGGACGCCACUCCAGGGGAACCACGUGACCCCUGAUGUUCGGUGCCCUGCUACUAGUGUGAGGCGUGGCAAGGUUCAGGGCACAGUGAAGCCUUUAUGAACUAGUUUCACCAACCACUAAAUAGAUUGUUUGGGACUGGUUAUGACCAAGAUUGUCAGCAGCCGGCUGUCCUCUCCCUGCUGAGGCACCUCUCCCUUGUGUCUUGUUGCUCACUCUCCCUUUCAGUACGCAUAAACAUGAUAUAUCAGUACCUUGAAGCACUAUGUUAAGUCCAUUUUGUGAUAUGCUCUAGUCUGCUAAAGUUACUCUGCGAUAGAGUUUGGCGGCGUGGAUUACUGGAAGGCGGAAGACUGACUGGUUCAUGGAAAGAGACACGGUGUUGAUAUAUUAAUGAUUCAUGAUCUCUGUGUGCUUUGUGUUCAAGUGUUAAGGUUAUAGUCUUAUAAAGCAACUUUAGGGAAGGUUCAGACUGUCCACCAAAGCGGUGGUUCAAAGCGUGCUCUAAUAUAUAUAUAUAUAUAUAUAUAUAUAUAUAUAUAUAUAUAUAUAUAUAUAUAUAUAUAUAUAUAUAUAUAUAUAUAUAUAUAUAUAUAUAUAUAUAUAUAUAUAUUGUGUGUGUGUGUGUGUGUGUGUGUGUGUAGAUAUACAAUUAAGUCUGUGACUGCGACGGACUGGCAGUCUGCUGUCCUGGUGCGCGCGUCUUGGUGACCGUGUCGUGCUGAUCAGGUUGUCUUGCCUUCCUCGUGUGUCAUUCUGUUCAUCGUCAUGUUUUAAUGGCGUGUUUUAUUCUGUCAUUCCUUCACCAACACCUGAACACUUGCCGCACCCCUUCCUGUCUUGCCUUGUCUUCUCACACGCCACGCCGCGCCACACCACACCACGCCCAGCGCCCCGCCUAUUUCGUCUAACCAAGCCAUUUGUGUGUGUGUGUGUGUGUGUGUCUGCACGCGACAAUAUACCCGUAAUAAUAGAAAGUUUCCUUGAAGGGAAGGGCGUCACGUUGCUAUAACGCCGUUACCCCAGUGUACUGCCGCAUACAACAGGGGUCCCGCUCGUCCACACCGAGUCGCGGGUGACGCCGAGACGCUCGUCGCCGCGGGGGAAUGAGCCGCCAGGAAGUGAUGCGUUUCCUUACAAGUGUCGUUUUGAGUCGCGAGGGUGUGGGGAGGGAAUGAUACGACGCUCCGGUGAGGACGUGAAGAGGAAGUAGUCUGAGGAAGUAACCUGAUGAUCAUUCUGUAACAUAUUUAGAAAAGUUCAAAAAGGAAUGUAGUUUGGAGCAUUAGAUUCUAAGAUAUGUUUGAGAUUAGCUGCAAUAACCUUUGGGUAGGCAAGGUUAUAUCGUGUGUGUACAUGUGCGUGUAUGUGUGUGUGUGUGCGAGGUGUGUGGCGCCGUUGCGGGCCAGCCUUUCCAGAACAGGGUUUUGUACACUUUGCCUUGUGGACCAUUUGAUCUUUGUUGUUACUGUAUAAUCACCACCCUGGAUAGGGGUCACUGUACUCAACGUAUUGAAUGCCUUAUGUCAGUGUGACUACAUGUGAUGGACACAACCUCUGGGUGUCGUGAAUCUGUGUCUUGGUGUUGAGGGGGCGCCGCGCCGAAGGCCGUUCUCUUCCUCCUUCAAGGAAUUGCCUACUAGUAAAUUAUAUUGUUUUAGAGUGUCACUCGGAAACGUAUGAAGUGGUUCUCGAUUUUUUUUUUUUUUUAUUGUGAUCAGUAAGUGUUCUUCGAUCCGCGCUGGCCACAUAUGGUGAAUUAUAGGCUCGUCUGAUUAUUAUUAUGAUUAUUAUUAUUAUUGUCAUGCCAUUAUCAUAAUCUUCUUCCUCUUCCUUCUCCUCUGCAUUCUUAUCACUACCACCACCACCUGAGACGUCUCACUUCACUACUUGAUAAACCCCUCUCUCUCUCUCUCUCUCUCUCUCUCUCUCUCUCUCUCUCUCUCUCUCUCUCUCUCUCUCUCUCUCUCUCUCUCUCAAUCAUUCAUUUAUCAUGUGUUUGUAUGUAUGUAUGUAUGUAUGUAUGUACGUAUGUAUGAAAACUGGUAGAAAAGUCAAGUGUUUCCGUCAGCUUACCUUCACAUAGGCUAAUUGACUAGCCAGCCGUUACUCCCCAAGUACUUCCCAUCACCUCAAGUCUUGUCUUGCCACUAAGCUAAUACAUGACUCAAUGUAAGGGUUAUGAGAUUGACUAACUUCUUAACUUUCCUUAUGAUAAGAACUUCCUCGGUGGCUACGUGUUAAUGAGAGACACUGGCCGACUUGUUAGAUUAGUUGGUUUGUUGAUAAAAUUUGAGGGAUAAAGAGUACAUGAAUUAAAUAUCGUGAAGUUUGGCUAAUUUGGGUUUUUAUUAUUUUUUUUUCAACUUUCACGUAACACUUAAGAUAUAACUCAAGGAACAUUUAAUUACAUUUCAAGAUAUAACUCAAGGAACAUUUAAUUAAAUUUCCAACCUGACACUGACAACUUGCAAGCUCUUCAGGUGUAUAUAGAUAGAAAAGUUAUUAACCACAGAAUCAUAAAAUAGAAUAUAAUAAACCACUAAAGAAUUUCCAGCAUGAAGAGUGAUAACUUACUCAUUGCACCCAAUUGUUCUUAGUUACGAAAAUAAAUAAAUUAAAUAAAAAAAAAAAUGAUUCAACGAGCUAGAUCUGAACUAAUGGCAUUGUAAUAACUGUAGACUGUGUGUGUGUAUCAGAACUUUAAAGAUUACGAUCCAUCAAAAUACAGGACAUGCAUACAGUCGACAUAUACUUGUUACUUUUCCUUCGUGUACCCUUAAAUAGAUCUAGAAAAAGGUGAAGAAAACGUGAUGAUUAAAAUGUCAUUGACUUUUCUACGAGUUUCACGUGUGUGUGUGUGUGUGUGUGUGUAGACGUGCCCAGAAUUUCAAAAAUCCACUUCAAUACAGGACAACAGACAGACAGACAUUUGUUGGUGCACCGCUGGCUCGUACUGUGACAGCGUGUGCAUCUGAUUUGUGUGUGUGUGUACGUACAACUAUAAGUACUACAAUGUAUUGAGUCAUGUGUACACCAGACCCUCCACCCACCCCCCUUGUUGUUGUUGUUGUUGUUGUUCGUAUGUGUGUGUGUGAUGUGCGUGUGUGUGUGCGUGUGUGUGUACUGAGGAACUGAGCUUAUUUUGGACAAGCGCCUGACGCGGUAUAAUGUAUAUUUCUAUUGUGAAUUUGGAAAUAAAUAUUUAUUACAUAUUA